CCCUUUCUUGCUGCAACUGUCAAACGCGUGUGUGUGUCGAAAAGAUCGAACAAAAAAGAGUAGCUUGUGCAUUUUUCGCGUUUUUGCCAAUCGAGGAUUUGCGGAAGUGGACGGCAAAUUUCGCUUACUAGCGUAAUUCCAGAACGAACUAUACUUGCCGGACUUACAACUGUGUCCAGCGUGUGUGUGUGUGAUUGGCGUUUGCAAGCGCUCCGUGCGAACUAACUCGGCGACGGUAUUGAUUGGUCUUUUGUUCGGUUUCGGGAGCUUCUUGCUCGGAGACGGUGAAGAUUGAUCGCAGCACUACCCGCAGGCGUGCAGAAUGGGUCUGCUAGAACAGUUGCAGGAGCAAGGAUGGUACAUCACGCAACCCGGCUUAGACAAGCUGCUGGAAGGUGAAAAAAAUGGAACCUCCACGAACGUCGACGUGAAGCAGGUUGUGAAAUUGGCCUUGAAUGUCGAUUUGCGGGAGUAUGGCGCCGGAGCGCUCAGUAGCUUGGCUUCCCGGGGUGCAAAAUCGGACAGCUUCGAUGGGCCCAGUGUGGUGCAGCUGGUCAAGCUGCGCAAUCUCGGCGCCCCGAAGGUAAACGAAGAGUCGAAAGUUGCUCCCCGCCUGCUGAAGCUUACCGUGACGGACGGUCAAACGCAGUACGUUGCGCUGGAACAUGAGCAUAUACCGUCGCUCAGCUUAAACACACCGCCGGGCACAAAGAUUCUGCUGAAAAAUGGCCCCAUCCGCAUCAUGCAGGGUGUGAUGAUGCUGAGCGACAAAAACGUACAGGUGCUGGGCGGGCACGUUACGGCGCUGGUAGAGAAAUGGGAACUGAGCCGCACCAUGGCCAAGUAUGCGAAGGGCGGACGGUUGAUGUUCAGCACAUCCGGCCCACCGCCAUGGAUUCCGUUCGGGCAGAAAAUACAGCAACCGGUUGCGAACAGCGACAAAGACUUUAAGAGCCUGCAGCCGAAAGAGAAGGAAGAGUCGACGGAAAAUACGGCCUUCAACGCGCUGCGUAACGAUGCCAUCGCGGAGGCAACCAAGCUGGGCACGAAGAAAACGUUCGGUGGCGGUGCGAAGCAGAUGGUUGAUGCGAACGUGCAGAAAAUAAUGGACAAGGGUUUCACCGAGGAUCAGGCGACCCACGCGCUGAAGCUGACGCGCAACAAUGUGCAUCGGGCGCUGAGCAACCUGCAGCGAAUAGAGGACCGCAAACAGGCACAGGCCGAGGGAGGCGGUGGCAAGAUGGACGGAGGUGGAAAAUCGGGCGGCAAACGAGGAUUCGGCAAGCGGGACGAUGAUGCCGAGCUGCUGCAAUCGAAACCAUCCGGCAAGGUGUCGUUGUUUGAUUAUUUUGGCGAUAUUCUGGCGGAUACGGAACCAUCGUCCGGGUCUGGCGGUGCCGGUGGUGGCAAGAAAACGAGCAAAGAAUCGACACCGGUCGAAGGAAAGGAACAGAGCCGAGCGCGAAGCGAUAGUUCCGGUCGGCAGACGGGCAGCAAUCGCAACCACCAUCAACCGUCGAAGAAUGCGCCUGCUACGACCCGUUCCCAUGGUGAUAGCGCUGCUGGCAACCACAAUUCCAACGGCGGCAGUCAAAUGGUUAAUGGUAGCAGCUCGAAAAGCUACAACCAGCAACGGUUUGAGAAUAAUAUUUCAAGCAGUUUUGCCAAUCGCAACACAGCCACCUCCUCUUCUGGGCGGGGAGGGGGAGACAGGGGCCGGGGUGAGCCACAGCAGCACCAGCAAGGAAACCAUGGCCAGUAUGCGAAUCAAUCGCGAGAUCAGCAGUCCGGUUACAAACAGUCGGAUUAUUACGGCUCGUCGGGUAACAGCCGGUACCGAGGUGCGAACGCGAGCGAAAGCCAUUCUACCAACACGUCCAACAAUCCCCCAUCUUCCGGUGCCGGUGGUGCACGGGGUGGAAAUUCGCGCGGUGGUGGAGGUGAUUCGAAAUACAACCAACAACAUCAGAGCUCCGGUUACAGCCAUAGCUCACAGCAGCAGCAGCGCGCAGACGGUUACAACAACAACAGCAGCAACAGCAACGCUACUGGCGGUGGCAAAUACAACGGAAAAGGUCAGUCGAACACUAAUGCAUCCGGCGGCGGGUACGGUAACAGUUACGGUUCGGAAAGCCGAAACCAGCAACCAUCGGCACAGUACGGUUCGGGUUCGCACGAAGGUCGCACGGCGGGUGGAAAAUCCGGUUCCGGGACGCAAAGUGGAGCCACGCCCCAACAGCAGCAGCCGCAACAAUCAUCCUACGGAGGUGCAUCCAAGCAGUCGGGGUACCACAAUCAGCACCCGGGAUCUGGCUCGUCGUAUAACAACGGCAAUGCAGUCAACGGAAACCAGCAAUACAAUCAGCAGGCCAGUGGUGGUGGUGGCGGCAGCGGCGGCGGCGGUAACCAUGGCAACAAUUACAGUGGCGGUGGUAAUAAUGGACCCAAGAACUCAACUAACAAAGGUGGCCGCUAUGGAGGAAAAGAUGAAUCUCAUAAGUAUGCUGGAGGUAAUGCGCCACCGAGCACCAGCACCACCACAACCACCAGCAGCUCGCAGCAAUCAAAAAAAGGAUCUUCAAAGGGUCAUCACGGAACCCAGCAGCAGCCGCCGUCGCAUUCGAAUGCUGCGCAUAGCAACCACCCCCCUGAGCAGCAUUCAUCCUCCUACAGCUCAUCCGGUGGCAAACAAGGAGCAGCGAACGCGAAUAGCAAGGUGAACCAGGUGACGGAACAGAUGGGAAGCAUGCAAAUAUCCGACAGCAAACCGUCGGGCUAUAACGCCACGAACAGUAACAACAAUGCUUCCCAUGCGCCCGCCUCAUCUGCUUCCUCAUCCUCCACGGCAAACAAACCCGGUUCGAUGAAGCAGACAAGCGCAAACAAUCACGCUUCAUCGGUAGUGCAGCAGCAGCAGCAGCAGCAGCAACAUGUACCGCAGGUAGCCUCUCCACCGGGAGUAGCCUCUCAACCGAUGGCAGUGCCCACUGGCACGGCAGGUCCGGGUGGACCAUCGCCAGGCGCUCCGGUCACACCGUCGCCGGGCAUCGGUGUCGGUGGUGGUGGUGGACCACCGAACGUGCCGAAGAACUUCAUCCAGCUUCCGAACGGCUACAACUACAAUCCCUACCAGAUCAUGGGUUUCCAGAACAAGCAGACGAACGAGUUUGCUUUGAAUGUGCUGAAAAGCCAGCAACAGUUUGAUCCGAUGCAGCAACCACCGCACCUCGGUACGCCCGGCCCUGUUCCGCCGACCGUUUCACCGGUCGGGCCCAACGUGAUGCCGAUGCCGGGCCCGAACGUAACACCGACCGGUGUGCUGGCCCAAGCGCCACCACCAGCUACCACCGUAAUUGCCACCGCACCGCAACCGGGAUCUGUUCCCGGUCAUGGUGCGCUUGGUCCGGCCGGUAUGCCGAUGGCGCCGGCACCGAUGGCUCAGGCCGCUGCCACAAUGCCCGCCGUCUAUCCCAACUGGAAGAUUGGCGACCGAUGCUGGGCAAAGUACUGGGAAGAUGGAGGGUUCUACACGGCCGAAAUUACUGACACGUCGAAGAAUACGUUCGUGGUGCAUUUUCUCGAAUACGGCAACUACGAGGAGGUGUUGAAAAAGGACUGCAUCCCCAUCACGCAGGCACCGACCCCGGCCGCACCCGCUCCGAUGGCUCUCGGAUACAAUCCCGCACCCUCCACACCUCACCUGCCACCACCCCAUCCGGCAGCCGCCGCCGCCGCACCCGUGCCGUUUGCUCCCCAUCCGGGUGCACCGCAUCCGCAUCUUCCGCAUCAACAUCACCACGUACCGCAUCACGCGAUGGCGGCCGCCCCGGGAGCGUACCAGGCUCCGAUGCAGGAUGUUACCAACCAGCACACGCACUAUGCGCCGUUUAAACCGGGCCCAAUGCCACCGGUGCCCUCGCCGAUGCCAACACCUCCGGGACAGGGUCAGCUACCGCCCGUAAUGAACCAGUAUCAACCAGCCCAACAUCACCUGCAUCAGCCCCAGCAGCAGCAGCAGCAGCAACCGCCACAACAGCAGCACCAUCUCUCCCAGCAGCAGCAGCAGCAGCAACAGCAGCAGGGUGGCCAUAUGCCACAACACCACCAUCAGUCGCAGAUGCAACCACACGGCGGUCAACAGCGGCCGGGUGGGAAGUUUCGUGAACAGCGACCCAUGUACGUUCCGCCGGCGCAACGUAAAUAAGUAAGCUGGGAAAGGCUAUCAACCGUCAUCUGUCAGUAAGUAGCUGCAAGUGCAUUUCCCUUUAUCAUCACUCUACUAACACAGAAACCGGGGAACGGACCGGAUUCGGAAUGUUAAGCGGCGACUCUCCCAGGAAAAUAGCUAACGAUGUGUUAAACACACACACUCUCUCUGUCUUGCUCGAGUGCAGGUUGUUUCGCCACUGCCAUUGCUAGUUCAACCGCUCACUACAGCAGCCAUUCGGUGGGAGUUGUGACCAGGAUUUUGAUUUGUCUUGCAAUGGGAUGCUGUUAGAUGGCGUGAUAUGAUGGGGUAUAGUGAUGGUGGAUAGCAUACCGAGUACACACCGAUGAUACUCCCCUGUCCCUUGUAGAUGUACUGAUUUUAUAUGUGGUAGUUGUGAAUGUGUGUGUUUCUUCUGGCGGGAAGCUUGAAGCGAUGGGGGAAGUCCAUCGGAAGCUGCGUGAAUGAAUGUUGGUAAUUAAAGAUAACAAAACAUUUUCCAAAAAUGUUUCUACCCGUUUUUCGUUGUGACGUUUAUGGUAUUACGUACGUUCUUUUUUAAAGUAUUUAAACUCUACUGGUCACGAUUUGGUUUCUCUCUCUCUCUCUCUCUCUCGAUCCGGUUCCUAGGAAUGGAUUUCCCGGGCGGGGGGUGAGCUCUUGAGGGAAAACAUACUAAAUCAGUAUGAAAUUAGUCACAAGCGGUCGUCGCCAUUUUGAAAUGUUAAAAAGAAGAAGAAGAAAACUAUUGGAAUCUACCUAGCAAAACGAUUCCACACAAAAAAAAACGAUUCGCGUAAUACUUACCGUUUCCAAUUCGCUUCUGAUUAUUACAAUUAUUACACUACUGUCGUACUUUUUUAUGGUCUCUGAAGGUCAAUAUUUGAUACAAUCAAGCAGCAGGAAUAUACAAUUGGCAACACAUCAUAACUAGAGCGAUGCGUUACGUUGUGUGGAUAGAAUUCACUUCCUCGAUUGGUUGAAUAAAGCAAGCAAGAAUGAAUCGUUGUAUAUUCUGUGAAGUAUUUAGCUGUAA
Molecule: messenger RNA, 5243 nt
Organism: Anopheles stephensi (Asian malaria mosquito)
Lineage: Eukaryota; Metazoa; Arthropoda; Insecta; Diptera; Culicidae
Gene: Tdrd3
Product: ataxin-2 homolog
Exons: 5
Coding region: 323-4204 (1293 amino acids)
Biological process (GO): mRNA processing
Cellular component (GO): nucleus; cytoplasm
Molecular function (GO): protein binding; RNA binding
Source: RefSeq, a predicted model, not a curated record